UAAUCCCGAUUCGUAACACCAUUGAAGUCCCUUUCUUUGACGGGUUGGGGGUGAGGGAGAGGGGGAAGAUAUUAAGAAGAAAAAAAACUACAUUUAGUAGAAAACCUUACUUUCUGUACCCCGUAAGUCCCAUCUGCUGUUUUCGGAUCCAAGCCUGUCUGAAAGAGAUUCAAUCAAGAUGAAAAUAAUUGGUGUUGCCGUGUUUGGAGCCGUGUUCUGCACUGUUCUGACUGCAUCCCUGAAAGUCAAAGAAGAACACAAGAUUGCUUUUUUCGGCGAGGAUGUGCACAUCCCACUCCCAUCCCUAGUCAGCACUGAGGUUCUGUUCAAGCCCGCCUCCAACCGCACUGCCGAGGUGGUCCUGAUGAGGGACGGGCGGGUGGUGGGCCAACGGGCCCAGCUCAACUCCCUCAAGCACCUCAUCCUGGAGGAUGUGGGGGAGGAGCAAGAGGGCAUGUACGUGAUCAAGAACACUGAGGUGCCUGCCGAUGUCAAACACAUCAUCCUCAUCGUCAGAGAUUGCGCGCUGGAGCAGGUGGUCAAGUACGGUGAGACAUACCACAUCCCACUCGGUGACAUCUUGGGCCCUAUCACCCUGGAGUUCAGGUCCAGUCAAGCCCAUGCCAAUCAGACCACGGAGCCACCGGCAGUGGUAUUGCUCAACCAGACUUCCAUCCCCCCAGAGGAGUACAAGGGUCGUCUGAGUGUGUCCGAGAAAAGGGUGACUCUAAGCAUGGUGCGGGGGACAGACGAGGGAAGCUUCACCGUACUGGACCGCGAUGGGAAAGUCAGGAGGAGGUCAUGCCUGAACGUGAAAGAGCACCAGAACUUCGUCCACCUAUCAUAUGGCAGUACUUUGAAGAUCAACCUGUUUGUGGACCACACCAAAGUCAACCUCAUGUACACUCCAGACUGGGACCGGAAGGACCGGGUCAUACUAGAGCAAGGAGAGCUAGUGGUGCCAUUGGACCCAUCACUGGACGGCAGGCUGACUGUAGAAGGCUCCAUGUGCAUUCUGGAGAGGGUCCGGGUUAGUGACAUGGGGCUCUUCAGAGUGACAGACCUGUUGGGGUUCCCUGUGACCAACAUCUACCUGGAGGUGGAAGCCUAUAAGUUACCCACGCUGUAUGUUGCAAUCCUCUCCUUACUGGGCUUCCUGGUCCUCCUCUUGCUGGUGUGUCUGCUCUCCUGCCUGAUAAAUGUGCGCCGUCGGGCGGAGAAGGCGCGGCAUAUUGCCCUCAUCGCCCAGCAGGCGGGCAAGGGGGAUGGAGACGCAUUCGUCAAGGUUGUUCAAGAGGCCUAUACACGGUUCGCUGAGGAAUCCACUUUGGCGUCUACGUGGGACAACAGCAAUGCUACAGAAAGCACGGAGGUCACCAUUAAGGGUCUGGAGGUAUCCAAAGCAGGCCGCUACCACACUCUCUCCUCGGACAAGAACUUUCUGGAGAUGAGCGACUCGGGGGUAGAGUUCAACUCCUCCGGCCUCCCGUUAGACAGCGAAUACGAGACGGAUCGUGCCCAGACCUUCACCUCCCACAAGCUGCUCUCCUCAAACAACUCUGACAGCGUGGCCGCCACCAUCAUCCCCGAGGGAGACCAGAGUGCCAACCGCGACCCCCGACUCGGCCAUGAGCCCAGCUACGUGACCCAGGCCCCCGCCCAGGUCCUGAGGCCGACGCCCUGA
Molecule: messenger RNA, 1684 nt
Organism: Salvelinus sp. IW2-2015
Lineage: Eukaryota; Metazoa; Chordata; Actinopteri; Salmoniformes; Salmonidae
Source: RefSeq, a predicted model, not a curated record